ACAGAGCCUGUUUCAAAGUCUUCGGUCAUCAGCUGACUUCUGACAGGGUGACUAAAAUUCAGGGUGUAAUAGUGGCAUGUGGUGUUUAUUAAUAAUCUUAAUAUAUACCAGUUGUUGGAAUUUAUCAAUUAGAUCAACGUACUAGAAGUCAAAGUACUCCCAACAUAGUCACGUUACUUAAUUUUUGUAUCUCAAAUUUCACCAUCUAAAUUACUUCAUCGUAAAAUAUGAUUAGCUUGGGAGCGUAUGAAUAUAAUCCAGCGGAUGUUCUAGGUAAUGGGGCAUUCGCAAUUGUAUAUAAAGGGAGAGUUAAAAAUAAUCCAGAGGAACCUGUGGCAAUAAAAAUCAUGUUGAAAGAUCAAAAUGUCCUUAAGUCGAAGACGCUUCUUAGCAAGGAAAUAUGUGUCUUAAAAGUGAGUUUAUAUGUGUCACCUCCUACAUUAAAUUAAGGACCUUAACCACGACAAUAUCGUCCGACUAUAUGAUCACAGUAUCUCUAGCAGUGGAGUCUAUUUGGUAAUGGAGUACUGCAAUGGUGGUGAUCUUUCCGAAUACUUACAGGCCAAGCGCACUUUGCCUGAGGAUACAAUCCGUCACUUCCUAAUACAGAUUGGCUCGGCUAUGGACGCUAUGAAUAGGAAAGGAUUUAUGCACAGAGACUUGAAACCAGGUAAUAUCUUGUUGAGCCACUGUAGGGAUUGUGGUCACCAUGUCACUUCUCUUCCUGGUUAUCUUCUGUCCUUCAAGUUAGCUGAUUUUGGCUUCGCUAGAUUUUUACAAGAUGGGAUGAUGGCAGUAACCAUGUGUGGAUCACCUAUGUAUAUGGCUCCUGAAGUACUGAUGUGUCGUAAAUAUGAUGCAGUGGCAGAUAUUUGGAGUAUGGGCAUUAUUGUUUACCAGUGUUUAACUGGUAAGGCUCCAUUUUAUGCCAACACUCCAGAGGCUCUAAAAAACAUAUAUGAAAAAACAGCUUGUCUCAGACCAAAAAUACCUGUUACAACCAGUAAAGCGUUACAGGAUCUUCUGUUAAAAAUGCUUAUUCGUAAACCAUCGGAUAGAAUUGAUUUUCAAAAUUUCCUGAAUCAUCGAUUUCUGCAUCAACGACAUUUUGAACCUCGAGCUGGUUCUGGACCAGAGUCGUCUGCAACACGAUCAUCUAUUGCUCCUGCCCUACCUAGUCGUAACAGACCAACAGUUCGAGGCUCUGGAAUUACUGUUCUUGGUCAAGGAACUGGUGAAGGCCCAUAUUAUCUUGCUCCACAAGAUGGUAAUCGUGGAAGAGAUAAAACACCUCAAGGAAAAGCAUCUAAUAAUCCACCUGGUUCAUCAAACGGUCCUCGUGAAUGGACUAAUCCAACACAUUGGUCAAACAAUACAAGCAACAAACAACAACCUUUAUCUGGAGCAACUUCAUCAUCACCAUCAUCACAACACUCAACAGGUGAUUUCAAUCCAUUCUAUCCACAACAUACCGGAGCUGGUAUUAUACCUUUCAAUAAUUAUGAUGAUCCAGGCUAUGGUCUAGACGAUAUAGAUGAUGAAAUGACGAAAACUACCGUUGAUGAAUACAUUGAAGAUGAAUUAGAUGCAUCCAGUUCAUCACCAUCUAGUGACCAAAAUAACUUACCUAAACUGCCUUCAGUAAAACCACGUGAUUUUAUGCAUAUUGAUUCUAAUAAAUACCCUACGGAUAAUCAUCAAAAUAAUCUUAACACUAACUUUUAUAGUUCUAAUCAUCAACAACAGUAUAUAUCAAACAAUUAUCGACCAGCAGUACCAACAAGACAGGAUGGAUUUAAUGUAGAUGAACAAAGAUCAACUGCAUAUCGAUUUGAUCAACGUGGAGUGUAUAUGAAUGCUGAGAUGGAAUAUGGUGAACCACCGCUUGAAGAUUAUGUUAUUGUAAAUUCAGAUGGUUCAGAAGUUCAACGUAUAGAUCGUGAACGAUUCCGUCAACAAAAUCAAUCGACUGAUCCACUUUCACAUAUGAGUAACGUUGGCCGUAUUGUUCGUAAUCCUGGAGCAUAUCUUACAAAUAAUAAUAAUAAUCUUCAACGUAGAGGUAUGACAGAUAUUGGUCCACUCCCAGAUGUAACUAUUGGUACAAAUACAACAGAUACACGAUAUUAUCAAUUACUAAAUGAUAAUCGUCGCAACUCUUCACCCACUCACUUAAAUACAAACGAAAUUCCACAUGGUGUAAAUAAUAAAAUAGCUGAUCAGUACUUAAAUCAGCUGCCAGUCAAUUCUCGAAAUUCUCCAACUAGUCACAAGUAUAAUACUCAACCUAUAUCAGAACCAACAAAGGGAUCAACUGAUUAUACAAAAGAUAAAUCUCAUGGAACUCAAAUUAAUGAAGGGAACUUGUCAUCUCUUUCUCAUCACAAUACUGAACCGAAAAUAUCCUAUAUGGAACCUGUGAUGAGUAAUUUGAAUUUGAGUAAAACUGGAACUACCUUACAACAAAUUACUUAUCAAACUAACAAUAGACAAUUUAUUCAUCCUUCUGGUUUACAAACUAUCGCUGUUCAAGGUGUAGAUGGUGUUUAUCCUGUUAUCGCUACAGGUAGAAAUUUCGAGAAUGAUUUAACAUCCGGUGGUUUGUGGGAAGCUGCAGAAUUUUCAGAUGAAAUUUUAAUGGAGUCCGAACAUAAUGAAGAAAUUAAGAAAAUUACAAUGGUCCUAGAAUUGUGUGAAUUAUUAGCAGAAUUAGCUGAACGUCGAGCAUCUGCACUAGCUGAUUGUACUCCAACACGUGUUGUAAAUACAGAUAAUGAUAGUAAAACAACCACUACAGAUCCUUCUGCUGUUAAUGAUGGUGUAUCACUAGUUAAGCUGGACAAUCAACAAACUAAAUGUUCGUCGAAUACUAAUAGUCUUGAUAAUAAUCAUUCUGUUGGCAGUUAUAUUAAUAAUAGUAAUAAUGAUGAACAGGAUACAAGCAAAAAUUGUCAACAAGCAUCAUCCACUGCAUUGAAAUUCGUGUCUGAAGCUCAAAGAAUUGUUGAACAAAUUGUACUUUAUCGACGUGUUCUUUAUUACUUGGAAUAUGUUUUUGAUCAAGUUAAAAAAGCCUUUCAAAACGGUCGUCUAAAAUCUACACCCACUGCAAGAAGACGUUUAGUCGAUUGUAAUACAUUAUACCAUCGUUGUUAUAUCCGACUUAGACAAUUAGCAAGGCAAUCACGUCGUGAAGAUUUAAUCGAACCAGUUGGUAGACUUUUAGCUAAUAUUACAGCUAAUCGUUUAAUAUUUCAAUAUGCAUUGGAUCAAUGUUAUGCUGCUGAAAUGGAUGAGUAUAUUGGUGAAAUCGCAUUAGUAUGUUUACAUUUUUAACGUUUAUUCUUAGUGCAUAAGUCAUAUUGAUGGUUUAUGAAAGCAUCAUUGCUAAAUAUAGACGUGAUUGUAGCUCCAUAGCCGUUUAAUUCAAUUAAUCAUUUCAGUUCAUUUAUCCAUCCCGAUCGGUUGUAACAUUUUUUAUCGUUUAUCUUUUCACAAUUGCUACCAAAAUUAAUGCAACCAUAAAGAUGUGAGACUUAUAAUAAAUGUUAACAUAAUAUCUGUAGUGAACUAAAACUCAGUUGAGGAUUACCAAUUUUAUUCUUUAAUGCAAAAUUACAGAGUUCCUUCGUAAAAAUGUGGAAAGCCAUACAUCAAAUACUUCAUUUGUAAAUCUUCCAUUAAUUAUCUCAAACUUCAUUAUUCCUUCAUUGCUAUCACAAUUACUCUCUGUUUACAUUCCCGUUCUCUUCAACUCGAUCUUCUCAAACUUCUGCUGCCAGGUAGUUCACUUCUGACUGGUGUUACAUACUACUUAUGUCGACAAAUAUAAGUAGCAUAUACCAUAUCUUCUAUUUGACAGAUACACCUUAAUGGGAGUAAAGAAGAAGCCAUAAUCUUAAGUUUCCCAUCAAUUAUUACUUAUUGGAAAGCCUUACUAGUGAUUUAUAUUUUAACUGUCCAAAUAUUCUCAUCAUAGUAAAACACUCAUAUGUGAACGAAGUAUAUUGUUUUCAAUGGACUCUCUUCAGGUUCAACAGUUAUGCAUUCAAAUUAUUAAUCCAAAAAUUAACCAGGUUUAUGGCAAAAUUAUACCGUCUAAAAUUUACUGUAUGUGAAUUUAGGAUUGUUUGUAAAAUAAAAUACAACUAUUAUUAUUGUUGAAAUGACUUUUAUGCUAUAUUAACGUGAAUAAAUUUAUAGAUGAGUCUAUAAUUUAUGGACGACCUUUGAGCGACGCUAUAGUGGUCUUGAGAAUAUUCAACUACUCACUAAAGUUAAAUGGGAAUUAUAAACCCGUGUAAAGAAUAAGGAUUAUAAUUUACAAUUGAUAGUUAGGGUUAGGAAUUAGAUUUAAAGUUUUCAUCACUAACUGGCACUAGCUAAAGUCUCAAAAUGCUCUUUAACCAAAUGGGUGGACGAAUCUCGCGUCAAAAUCCAGGACCUGUUAUCCUAAAUCUAAUCGGUUCGUCCAUAAUUUAUAGUCUCGCUAAUUUGUACAUUAAAUGGAAUUAUGAAAUUAAUGAUCAGAAUGAAUAUAGGUAAGAUAGGAUAAAACAGAAAUUAUGUCAGUACAAAUCAGAUACGAUGUUUAAUAAAGGGUCAUAUAAGUUAUAUAGAUUCAAUAAACAAAAUGUGGUGAGUGCUGACGAAAUCCUGCAUUUGUUUAGAAGGUUAAUAGUAAUGUUGAAAGCAUAAUAAUUAUAGAUUUAUUAGUGGAAAUGAUAAUAAUGAGACUGUAGUAUUUAACUAAGGAAGUUCGUAUGAACUUUGUUGUUUCUUCCCGAAUUUAUAUAACCCUAUGCAAUUUGCACUCGUUUUUUAUUUGUUGUUGUCUUAUCAAAAUUUAUAUAUACUCUGAUAAUAUUUUACGUAAUUAACUUUUCUUUACGUAUAAACGUUCUCUUUUAUAACUCGUCUGUGGUUGUCGUUGUUCAAGUGUUGUAUUGCUUAUACGUUUUCCACUCUGUCUAAUCGCGUAGAUUCGUUUUCUCAUUAUUCAAGUGCUGUAUUGUUUAUACGUUGUCUACUCUGUCUAAUUGCGUAGAUUCGUUUUCUCAUUAAAUAAUAAUAUCUUCAGUCUUCCUUCAUUUGGAUUUCAAACAUUCCAUAACACUAUAAAUCACUAAAAUUCGCGUUUGUGAUCAUUAGUCAAUCACCUAAUAUUCAUGUUACCUUUGUAAAAGCUAAGGAAUGAAUUUUUCACAUUGAUAGCAAGACUGAAAUUCCCAUUGUCAGUUGGUCAUAUACAACGUAGAAAUUGAGGCACAUGUGCAGCCUUUCAAGUUGUCACAGUCAAUUAACACAGUGAGAUGAAUUUUUCAAGGUCAAUCAUACAGUUUUGGCUGUAUUAAAAGUAUUAGCGGUAAUCGAAAAGAUAGCCGUAGAAGGUCCGAUUCGAGAAGGGAAUAUGGAUUAAUAGAAUUAAAAGAACCUAACUUGUAAUCCUUAAGAUUAAAGGAAAAGAGAGAGAACAAGGAACACAUUGCGCCAAAAAUUGGAGGCAAACAUGAAGAGAAUGAAUCUCAUUUGAAAGCAACUGGAAAGAAAAACAUAGGAUAGAGUUGGUUGGAGAACCCUAAUCGGUGGGCUAUGCUCUCACGAGAGUCUACAGGUGUAAGUUAAGAAAAAGAAAAAGAAAUGUAUAACGUAGUGUAAAAACUUAUGAACUAUGAAGAAUACAAAGAAUGGAUGCACCAGUACCAUUGAAAACGAUUCUGAGCCAUGUCACCUGAAGUCUAGUGGUUGGUUACGAUAAUCGAGCAGAACCCAACCGAGUUGGUCCACACCUACUUACCUGAUCUAGUCCAACAGUCAGUCAUUUCAUAACCCAAUGAUAUGUUUUAAUUUUGUCACCCUCAGCUUUCAUCCAAUCUACUGCCCCACCAGACAUAAUCGUUUGACAAUACAAGAGGUGGGUGAGAGUACAUAUAACAUAUCCCAACCAUUUCAGUCGAUAAAGACUCGUAUUCUUGUUUUUUGAACCCCGUCUGGUCAUGGGUGCUCAUCUGAGUAAACAGGCUGAAAAUAAUAAUUAUUAUUUUAACUCUUUUAUGUCUUAUAAUAAUAAUGAUAAUAAAAACAUUCUUUUAAAACGAAGUCUUCUCCUUUUUAGUCUCUUCAACGAUAUAAGGCUGGUAUCACUUUAAUUCAUGGCCUAUGUCAACAUGCUAAAUCACAAAGGGAUAAAACAUUAUUAUCGGAUUGUAUGCGGUUAUUAAGAGAACGCUAUGCUUGUUUAUGGUCGACUGCUACCAAACCGAAUCUACAAACAAUGCAUUAUCAACCUGAUACAACAAUGCCAACCACCAACACCACCACCACAACAACAACAACUCAAUGUUCUAAUAACAAUCCUACAAAUAUUCUUUUACCAUCGGACAGUUUACCCAAUCCUAGUUUAAAUGAUCCAUCAUCUGAAGUGAAUAAUAAAUUUACUGUUACGGUUGGUACAUUACCCAUGACUAAUUGUGCACCGAUCACAUCACCUUUACGUUGAUGUUAUAUGUAUAUCAUACAUGCACUGUAAUUCAUUGUUAAUAUGCUUUUUCUUUUGAAGUUUACUACUACUAGCAUUACUAGUAUGUUUAUCGUCAUUCAGUAAGUUAUCUCUAUUUGAACAUUAUAAUUUUAUCAAUAUCAUUAUAUUGACAAUCAGGUAGAGAAGAUGGGAGGUACCUUUCUUUUUGAAGGUAAUAAAAAAAACGUAAAGUAAAUCAACUGUUUCUCCUUUAUCAUCAUAACCAUUUAACUAUUAUUGCCAUGUACAAAUCUAUAUAAUUUUGUUUAAAUUCAACUCAAAAACCAUCUACUUGAGUAAUAAACCAUUUACAUAUUUCAC
Molecule: messenger RNA, 6841 nt
Organism: Schistosoma margrebowiei
Lineage: Eukaryota; Metazoa; Platyhelminthes; Trematoda; Strigeidida; Schistosomatidae
Source: the annotation of a GenBank genome assembly